ACGACAUCGACGCCGGCACGCAAUCAGCCCGCAAAGCAGCAGCAGCAGCAGUAGCAGGAGGCACCCGAUCCCCCAGCCCGGCCGGGGUGUCGGCCUACCUGCUCGCCCAGCGACGUACCUUCCCUGUUCGUGGGUGUAUCUGUGAGAGGGAGGGAGAGAGAGGAGAAGAAGAGGAUAGGAGAGGAUGGCCCGUAAAGGGUCCAGCAAGGUCCGGACAGGCUGCAUCACAUGCAAGGUUCGCAAGGUCAAGUGCGACGAGACCAGCCCAGCAUGUCUGCGCUGCAUCAAGGCCGGCCGCACCUGCGAGGGCUACCGCACAUCCAAGCGCGCGGGUAACCAGGCCAAUCCUGCUUCGGACUCGACAUCGUCAAGUUCGUCUGCCUCUGGCCGCCCAUGGCCGGAUCAUCAGCAUCAGCAGCAGCACCACAGACCGGCCAACCGGAUGCUCCUGCCUAAGCGCAGGACCUCACUGACGACAACGACAACGACGACAACAACAACACAAUCCGUCGCAUCGUCAUUGUUCCUCUCCUCCCUCGACGCGCACCCGCCGUCGCUCAUGCCCUUGACCUCCAAGCAGGCGUUGUACUUUGACGUGUACCGCUACAAGAUUGCCCCGCGGUUCCCGGACCGCGAGUUCUGGCGACGCAUCGUGCAGCGCGAGAGCGUGUCCGACACGAGCGUCCGGGACAUUGUGGUGGCCCUGGGCGCCAUGUGGGUGGCGCUCGACCGGGAAAAGAGCCUCUGCCUGGCCGCCCCGGCGUCCUGUCCCCGGUGGGAAAGUAGCAGCAGCAGCAGUAGCAGCGGGCGAGAAGUGUCCAACAGCGACGGGGAUUCCCCAAGAGAGACGGGAUCGCCAUCGUCCCCGAUGCUGGCAGUAUCGGCGUCCCGCGACCCGACCGUGGCGGCCAACCUCCGCGAGGCGGCACGGCACUACGCCCGCGCCAUGUCUGCGUUCCGCAGCCGCCUCGGUCGGCAGGGCGCCGCCAUGUCGCCCCGGAGCAUCUUCAUCGCGACAUACCUCUUUGUCGUCUACGAGCAGAUCCAGGGCAACACGGCCGAGGCGGACCGGCUGCUCAUCUACGCAAUCAGCAUGCUCAAGAGGCACUUGGCCGUGUUUCGGCCGCCUCAGUUGACGCAGACGACGACGCCGCCGAUGACCAAGCUGUCGGGCCCGGGCGAUGAUGCGGCGGGAUCGUCGUCGUUGUCGUCGUCGUUGCUGGCGAACGAGCAACCUUUGCUGUCGUCGUCGCCGGGCCUUGCCGCGCCGAGUGACGAUGGCGGGUUGAGAGAGGCAGAGCGCUGCUUUGUACACCUGGCGACCGUGUAUCCCGCCGGCCAGCGCAUCCACGGCGGAGUCGAGGGCAUCGGCGGAGAACUGGCCAGGCAGCUCCUCGACUCGCGCGUGCCCGCGCUGGACGAGCCCGUGGACCAUAUCCUCGGUGAGUGGGACCUGUUCAUCUCGAGGGCCGGGCUGUGGUUGUUUCGCCUCAUCCCCCCAGCGCCAUCACAACCGUCAACACAUAACCUUUUGGCAGACCCGGUAGGGGUAGAGUCUCCCGGACCCCCACGAAAGACAUCAUCAUCAUCAGCAGCAGCAGCAGCAAGCAUCGCGAUCGAAAAUGUCCGGCAGGUCCUCCUGGCCAAGCACGCCCAUUGGGCCAAGCUCUUUGAGCACAAGCUCGCGGAAGGCCAGGAGACGGACUCGCAGCGCCGCACGACCCUCGCCACGAUAGGGCUCUGCCAGAUGAUGUCGUUCAUGUGCUUCUCGUGCGUGUUCGACGCGAGCGAGAUGGCGUGGGACGCCUUCAUCCCGGACUGCAAGACGGUGCUCGCGGCGCUCGAGGCCGACUUUGGCCCCGGCGGCGUCGCUGAGCACGCCGCGAUCGGGGACAGCCCCAUCGCGCAGUACUACGAGAGCCUGCGGUUCUCGGUGCUCAACCCGCUGUACUUUAUCGCGCAGAAGUGCCGGCACGCCGAGACGCGCAGGGGCGCGCUGGUCAUGCUCCGGGGCCUCGCAAAGAUGGACGAGAGCUGGCACGUCAAGCUGCUGGUGGCCGGGUGCGAGGCGCACGUCACGGCCGAGGAGCGCGGGAGGGACCCGGAGACGGGCGAGAUCCCGGCCGGCGCGAGGUUCGCGUGGACGACGUAUGCGUGGAAUGGGGACCGGACGAGAGUGCUGAUGACGCUCACGCCGGCGGUGGUGCCGUCGUCGUCGUCGUCGUCGCUGGGUGCGGAUGGUGGGAAGACGAAGAGCAAGAAAGCACGGGUCGUUUGUGUGCGGCCAGACGAGGUUUUCCAAGGCCAUGCUACCUAAAGCACCUAAGUAGGCAGGAGUAGAGCACGAGUGGUCUCACUCGGGCACACACAAGCAAGCAAUCUUUCACCGUUCUGCUUCAUUGAAU
Messenger RNA from Microdochium trichocladiopsis, 2405 nucleotides. RefSeq lists its product as uncharacterized. The record is from RefSeq and is a predicted model, not a curated record. Bases 185 to 2317 code for a protein of 710 amino acids. NCBI's taxonomy places the organism in Eukaryota, Fungi, Ascomycota, Sordariomycetes, Xylariales, Microdochiaceae. Gene Ontology annotation, molecular function: zinc ion binding; DNA-binding transcription factor activity, RNA polymerase II-specific. Gene Ontology annotation, biological process: regulation of DNA-templated transcription. The transcript is spliced from 3 exons.